This is a messenger RNA of Vigna unguiculata (cowpea), 1066 nucleotides long. RefSeq names its product salicylic acid-binding protein 2-like. Gene Ontology annotation, molecular function: methyl jasmonate esterase activity; methyl indole-3-acetate esterase activity; methyl salicylate esterase activity. Gene Ontology annotation, biological process: jasmonic acid metabolic process; salicylic acid metabolic process. NCBI's taxonomy places the organism in Eukaryota, Viridiplantae, Streptophyta, Magnoliopsida, Fabales, Fabaceae. The record is from RefSeq and is a predicted model, not a curated record.
UUUUCUUGUCGCUGUUAGUUCGGUGAAAAAAUUGUGUACAAUACGUCUUGAGAAGGAAAGAAAAUGUGGAUCAUGAUUUGACUUUUCAAAUCCAUUAAUUUGAAAAAAUCUGACCCACUCACACAAUAAAUAGAGAAGAGAAAAGCAAAGUAAUAACUAGAAGCCUGAGAAGAAAACAUGGGUUCAGAAAAUAAGCAUUUUGUUCUGGUGCAUGGGGCUUGCCAUGGAGCUUGGUGCUGGUACAAGCUGAAGCCACGCUUGGAAUCUGCUGGCCACAAGGUCACCGUGCUCGACCUUGCAGCUUCCGGCAUCAACCCGCGCAAAAUCGAAGAUGUUCAUACUUUCUCACAGUACUCCGAGCCUCUGCUGCAGCUAUUGGCAACAAUUCCCCCAAAUGAAAAGGUGAUUCUGGUGGGUCAUAGUCUUGGGGGACUCAACAUAGCACUUGCCACGGAGAAAUUCCCAGAAAAAGUUGCGGUUGCUGUUUUCUUAACGGCUUUCACUCCCGACAUUGAACACCAACCAUCUUAUGUUCUGGAAAAGUACAAUGAGAGGACCGAGCCGGCGGCAUGGUUAGACACUGAAUUUUCUCCAUGUGGAAGCAAAACAUCAAUGUUCUUUGGUCCCAAGUUCAUCUCUGACAAGCUCUAUCAACUCACCUCAAUCGAGGACAUUGAAUUGGCGAAGAGUUUAGCGAGGCCAUCGUCGCUCUUCAUGGAAGACUUGUCAAAGCAAAAGAAGUUCUCGAAAGAGGGAUAUGGGUCGGUUCCACGUGCCUUUGUUGUGUGCACUGAGGACCUUGCAAUUCCUUUGGAAUAUCAGCACUGGAUGAUCCAAAAUGCUGUCUUCAACGACGUUCUAGAGAUCAAAGGCGCAGAUCACAUGCCUAUGCUCUGCGUGCCACAACAACUCUUUGAUUCUCUCCAACAGAUAGCUACUAAAUAUUAAUAACCUCAUCACCAUGCUUUAAUUACUCUUGUUUACUGUCUUUCACUCGUGUUUUACAAUCAACAACUUGUAUGGCUUCUCCAAUAAUUAUAAUAAAGUUGUAUUAGUUUCCUCAAAA